UUGCUGUGCAGCCAAGGAUGCCCCUCACCUCCUGAUCCUCCUGACUGUACCUCCUACACAUGCUGGUGUGCACCGUCACACCCAGGGAGACAUCCCCAAUAUUUCUAUCAGUGUGGAUCAAGGUCAUAGAAACUAAUUUUCUUUUGUUAUAGAAAAUGCUUUUUAAACAGGGGUAGGGGUAGAGAUGUUGACUUAGUAUGAGAAAAGAAGAUGUGUUAUUCUCCGAAGACCCAAGGAAGGGAUUGGAAACGAUGAGUUUCGCUACUUGCCUUUAUUAGGUAUCGUCUAUCUGAUUGUUAGAAAUUAUUCAUUUCCUCAAAGAGAGAAUAAAUUGCCUGGGGAUGCAGCCCUGCUCUGCAGUCUUCCUUUGCUGAAGGCCAACACCGAAGGCUUCAGAAUCAUGAGGGUGCUUCUGCACUGGAGUGUUCUAACUCUCGCCUGUGUCUGGGCCGUCGCUAUGGAGAUUCCCAUGAGCACGGUGGUAAAAGAGACCUUGAGCCAACUGUCCACGCACCGAGCUCUCCUAACAAGCAAUGAGACGGUGAGGCUUCCUGUUCCUACUCAUAAAAUUCACCAGCUGUGCAUUGGUGAAAUCUUCCAGGGGCUAGACGUGCUGAAGAAUCAGACUGUUCGUGGCGGUACUGUGGAAACGCUAUUCCAAAACCUGUCGUUAAUAAAGAAAUACAUUGACCGCCAGAAAGAGCGGUGUGGCGAGGAGAGGCGGAGAACACGGCAGUUCCUGGAUUACCUGCAGGAGUUUCUUGGUGUGCUGAGUACAGAGUGGACAAUGGAAGACUGACACUGAGCUGGCUCCGCGAAGACAGGACUUCAGAUUUGAUUUGCAGUUAAUUUUUUUUUAAACUGAUGCAUAAAAGCCACAAGAUUGGACAAAUUAAGGGUUCCCACACACUGUGUCCACUCAUAAUUACAUCGUGUAGUCAAGUUAAACCUAUCUAUGUUCUCAAAUACUGAUCAUUUGCAUAUAACAAAAUAUUUAACAUUCUUUUCGUAUAUGUGUAAUAGGGACUCGUGUAGUUCAGGCGGGGCUCAACUGAGCUACAUUCCCUAGCCCUCACCCCCUUUCUGGAGACUCAGUGUAUAGUUAAGGGUGACUCCGAUCCAUUCAGAAGAAGGAAGAUCACACCCCCCCACACACUCCAACAUCCUUUCUCCUGGCUGUCUGAGACAGCCUGUAGCUCUCUUGAUGGGGACUACCACACCAGGGCUUCCUGCUCCCGUCUAACUUCAGGGUAGUGCCCAUUAGCCAGCCUCUCCUCAACUCCCUGCUGUUCUCUCUAGUCUCCAGCAACCCCACUCUACUCUCAAUUUCUAUGAGGUUAACUUUUCUUAUAUUCUUAUGUAUGAAUCCGAUUGUGUCAGGAUCGUCCUUCUGUGCCUGGAGUACCCAGAUACUGGAGAAGGAAAAGGCCAUCUCAGUGCAGUGAGAAUGAGAGCCAACCACAUGUUGGACCUUGCUUCUCAGGGUAACUGAACUAUAGAAGCAAAGUAAACGCUCUGUGUAUACUGCAACUUUACUAGCCCACACAGGCAGAAAGCACCAAAUGCUUGAGAUGUGAUUCAGGCUUCUGGGUCACUGAAGCAGCCUCCUCUAGUUUACUCCAGGAAAAAUAGAUGUUUGCUUUUAUUUAAUUCUGUAAG
This is a messenger RNA of Myodes glareolus (Bank vole), 1659 nucleotides long. It is a transcript of the gene Il5, whose product is annotated as interleukin 5. Lineage: Eukaryota; Metazoa; Chordata; Mammalia; Rodentia; Cricetidae. The record is from RefSeq and is a predicted model, not a curated record. Gene Ontology annotation, biological process: immune response. Gene Ontology annotation, cellular component: extracellular region. Gene Ontology annotation, molecular function: interleukin-5 receptor binding; growth factor activity.